AUGCAAAUCUAUCGUCUCUUGAGCUCGCAUUUGUCGUCAUGUCUCACACUGUCAAUUUCUUCCUUUCUUGCAUCUUUUCUUUCUUUUUAUAUCUUUCUUUUCUUUUCUUUUCUUUUCUUUCUUUUCUUUUCUUUUCUUUUCUUUCUUUCUUUCUUUCUUUCUUCUUCCGUCUUUCAUACUUUCUUCCUCACUUUUUGCCGUCUUUUUUUUUCUUUCUUCUAUCUUUUUCACUUUUCUUUCUCACUUUCUUCUCUCAUCUUCUUAAUCUGUCCAUUUUGUUUUUCGUUCUCUCUGUUGCGUCUUUUUUCCGUUCUAUCACUAUUUUCUUCUUUCAUUUACUCAAUAUUAACUCUUUGUUGUUCUCUGUUUUUUUCAUUUCUUUCUUUCUUUCUUUCUUCAUUUUUUUCAUAUUUUCUUUCGUUCGUUCUUUCUCUCUUUCUUCUUCAGUGUCUCACACUGUCAAUUUCUUCCUUUCUUGCAUCUUUUCUUUCUUUUUAUAUCUUUCUUUUCUUUUCUUUUCUUUUCUUUCUUUCUUUCUUUUCUUUUCUUUCUUUCUUUCUUUCUUUCUUUCUUCCGUCUUUCAUACUUUCUUCCUCACUUUUGCCGUCUUUUUUCUUUCUUCUAUCUUUUCACUCUUUCUUUCUCACUUUCUUCUCUCAUCUUCUUAAUCUGUCCAUUUUGUUUUUCGUUCUCUCUGUUGCGUCUUUUUUCCCGUUCUAUCACUAUUUUCUUCUUUCAUUUACUCCAAUGUUAACUCCUCUGUUGUUCUCGUUUUUUCAUUUCUUUCUUUCUUUCUUCAUUUCUUUCAUAUUUUCUUUCGUUCGUUCUUUCUCUCUUUCUUCUUCGGUGUCUCACACUGUCAAUUUCUUCCCUUUCUUGCAUCUUUUUCUUUCUUUUAUAUCUUUCUUUUCUUUUCUUUUCUUUUCUUUUCUUUCUUUCUUUUCUUUUCUUUCUUUCUUUCUUUUCUUUCUUCCGUCUUUUCAUACUUUCUUCCUCACUUUUGCCUGUCUCACACUGUCAAUUUCUUCCUUUCUUGCAUCUUUUCUUUCUUUUUAUAUCUUUCUUUUCUUUUCUUUUCUUUUCUUUCUUUCUUUCUUUUCUUUUCUUUCUUUCUUUCUUUCUUCCGUCUUUCAUACUUUCUUCCUCACUUUUGCCGUCUUUUUUCUUUCUUCUAUCUUUUCACUCUUUCUUUCUCACUUUCUUCUCUCAUCUUCUUAA
This is a messenger RNA of Acanthosepion pharaonis, 1218 nucleotides long. NCBI's taxonomy places the organism in Eukaryota, Metazoa, Mollusca, Cephalopoda, Sepiida, Sepiidae. The record is from the annotation of a GenBank genome assembly.